Molecule: messenger RNA, 624 nt
Organism: Epithele typhae
Lineage: Eukaryota; Fungi; Basidiomycota; Agaricomycetes; Polyporales; Epitheliaceae
Product: PITH domain-containing protein
Exons: 5
Coding region: 1-624 (207 amino acids)
Cellular component (GO): nucleus
Source: RefSeq, a predicted model, not a curated record
AUGUCGCACGACGAAGACUCCGUCGCCGCACAGCUCACCGCGCUCGAUAUCGGGAACCUCUACCAAUCGAUCGACAAGUCCAAUGUGCACGGCCUGAACCUCACCGUACCGGAGGACGCCCAGGCGCUGAUAAAGUCCUGGGACGAGCGAGAAGACACCUCCCAUUUCGCUGAGUCCGGUGUCGACGAUCAAAUCAUCAUACACGUCCCUUUCACACAGAACGUCCGUCUACGCUCCCUUCUUCUUAAGACAGGCCGCGGCGAGCUCACGCCCGGGCGGUUGCGCUUAUACGCCAACCGGACGAACAUCGUCGACUUCGCCGAAGCCGAGGACGGCGCCACGCCGCAGCUCGACAUCGCCCUGCUCGAGGGCGAGACUCAGGUGACGGAGUACCCGCUCCGCGCGGCCUCGUUCGCCAACGUGCACUCGCUGUCCCUCUUCUUCAGCGACGCGAUCGGUGGCGACCAGCUCCGGCUGUACUUCAUCGGCUUCCGCGGCGACAGCCGCUCACAGCGCAAGGAGGGCACGUCCAAGCUCGAGAUCCCGGCUGCUGUCGCGCCCGAUGCGAAGCUCAUCGAUCGCCUGCAAGAGAAGAGCGGAGGGCAGCAGACGACGGCGCGGUAG